Messenger RNA from Cydia amplana, 852 nucleotides. RefSeq lists its product as uncharacterized. Lineage: Eukaryota; Metazoa; Arthropoda; Insecta; Lepidoptera; Tortricidae. The transcript has 4 exons. The record is from RefSeq and is a predicted model, not a curated record. Bases 1 to 852 code for a protein of 283 amino acids. Gene Ontology annotation, biological process: proteolysis. Gene Ontology annotation, molecular function: serine-type endopeptidase activity.
AUGAAGAAGUUAAAAUUUUUCGGUGUAUUAAAAACGGAACAAUAUCAAGCAAAUAAGACUGGAGAGAAUACGUAUCCGUGGAUUGCUCGCGUUGUGCAUUCCACUGACAAGGACUAUCCUUACCUGUGCACGGCGGCGUGUAUAGAAGACAGGAUAUUUGUUACUGCCGCUCGCUGUAUUUACCAGGCAAAAGUGUCUUUAACAACUGUGAUUAACCAAGGCGCCAGACUUCGUCCCAUAGCCUUCGUGGUACCCUCGAAACCGACCAAACAGAUGUUCGACGACAUAGGCUUUAUUGUCGUCAACAAAACUAACCACAAAUGGAAUGCAAUUAAAGUGUUCGAUAAACAGGACAACAAGACGUUCACGAGAACAGAUAAGAAUUACUUCUGGCUCAGUAAGAUGGGUGAGAUCACGGCUACUGCGGUAGGAUUUGUCGAUAGUGAUGAAAAACAACCUGGGACUUUGUAUCAAGCAAAUGUGUACAUCAGCCCCUUUUUAUGCCAGCAUUUGUUCAAUACAGACAUUUUACAUGACCCACUAGAUUAUAGUGAUAAUUAUUUCGUGCCAUGUUACCAUACAUGCGAUCUUGUAGGAGGGUAUAAUAAGCCAGUUUGUAUUAAACGACUAGCUGGGGAAGGACACGUCGUAAUUGAAAAGAAAACUGAAAAACUUAUAGGCAUAGCCGCCUGGGGAUGUUAUUUCAAGAAAGAAGCAAGUCCGAAGGGGGUUCAUUUACCCGUUGGUAUGGCGCUACCAAAUUCGGAUAGUUUUCAAGAAGAUUUGGGAUGUGCGAGGAAGAUUAAAAAUGCGCUAAUAACGAGUAAAACUUUUGCUAAUCUAUGCAAUUAA